AGAGGAUUAAUUUAUUUCAGACGACUCAGUGUGUGUUGUGUGUGUGUUGUGUGUGUGUGUCCAUGCUCGUUGAACGAGCCUCGUCUCUUCAGACUGAAUCAUGGCGAGCGACUCCCCGGCGCGGAGUCUGGAUGAGAUAGACCUGUCUGCACUACGGGAUCCAGCUGGUAUCUUUGAGCUGGUUGAACUGGUUGGUAAUGGAACCUACGGACAGGUCUACAAGGGUCGCCAUGUCAAGACAGGACAACUGGCUGCCAUCAAGGUCAUGGACGUCACUGGAGAUGAGGAGGAGGAGAUUAAAGCAGAGAUCAACAUGUUGAAGAAGUACAGUCACCACAGAAACAUCGCCACCUACUACGGAGCCUUCGUGAAGAAGAAUCCUCCAGGGAUGGACGACCAGCUCUGGCUGGUGAUGGAGUUCUGCGGUGCCGGCUCCGUCACAGAUCUGAUCAAAAACACCAAAGGGAACUCGCUGAAGGAGGAGUGGAUCGCCUACAUCUGCAGAGAGAUCCUGAGGGGUCUGACUCACCUCCACCAGCACAAGGUCAUCCACAGGGACAUCAAAGGUCAGAACGUGCUGCUGACUGAGAACGCUGAGGUUAAACUGGUUGACUUCGGUGUGAGUGCUCAGCUCGAUCGUACGGUCGGCCGGCGGAACACGUUUAUCGGGACGCCAUAUUGGAUGGCUCCAGAGGUCAUCGCCUGUGAUGAGAAUCCUGACGCCACGUACGACUUCAAGAGUGAUCUGUGGUCACUCGGCAUCACAGCCAUAGAAAUGGCAGAGGGAGCUCCACCUCUGUGUGACAUGCACCCGAUGCGAGCGCUCUUCCUCAUCCCCAGAAACCCCGCCCCCAGACUCAAGUCUAAAAAGUGGUCAAAGAAGUUCCAGUCGUUCAUCGACAGCUGCCUGGUGAAGAGUCACAGUCAGAGGCCGAGCACCGAGCAGCUGCUCAAACACCCGUUUAUCAGAGAUCUGCCCAACGAGCGGCAGGUCCGCAUCCAGCUCAAAGACCACAUCGACCGCACCAAGAAGAGGAGGGGGGAGAGGGAUGAGACAGAGUAUGAAUACAGCGGCAGCGAGGAAGAGGACGAGGAGAGAGACAUUGGAGAACCGAGCUCCAUCAUCAACAUCCCCGGCGAGUCGACUCUGAGGCGGGACUUCCUGCGUCUCCAGCUGGCCAAUAAGGAGCGGUCGGAGCUGAUCCGGCGGCAGCAGCUGGAGCAGCAGCAGAAUGAGGAACACAAGCGCCAACUGCUGGCCGAGAGGCAGAAACGCAUCGAGGAGCAGAAAGAGCAGAGGCGACGACUGGAGGAGCAACAGCGUCGCGAGCGCGAGCUGAGGAAGCAGCAGGAGCGCGAGCAGCGGCGGAGGUACGAGGAGAUGGAGCAGCUCCGCCGGGAGGAGGAGAGGAGGCACGCUGAGAGAGAACAGGUGAGAGGACACCUGACCCAACCACCGGACGUCACAACAUCACAGGAGUAUAUCCGUAGACAGUUGGAGGAGGAGCAGAGGCAGCUGGAGAUCCUGCAGCAGCAGCUCCUGCAGGAGCAGGCCUUACUGCUGGAGUACAAGAGGAAGCAGAUUGAGGAGCAGCGUCAGGCUGAGCGUCUGCAGAGGCAGCUGCAGCAGGAGCGCGCAUACCUGGUGUCUCUGCAGCAGCAGCAGGAGACGCCACCACAGCGCCCCCCGCAGGACAAGAAGCAGCUGUACCACUACAAGGACCAGGCGCCGAGCAGCAACGACAAACCCGCCUGGGCCAAAGAGGUGAUGCGUCGAGCUCAGAGCAACUCGCCGCGCAUCCCGCCCAAGAAAUACCACUCGUUCAGGGAGGCCCGGCACGUCAACCUUGACAACCUCCUGCGACUACCAGGCUACAAGCCACGCCCCCGCCCGCCCUCAUACCCCGCCCACGUCAGCCCGUCCAGGGACCACCCCAAUGUGCCUCGAAUCCGCGUCACAUGCGUCCCCGAGCGCAGCCUCACCCCCGACUACCCUCGGCCGUUGAUGCGCCACCAUAGCCCUGAGUACAGGGGGCGGAGCCCGGACUCCAGGGGGCGGAGCCCCGGCCGCCGGGUGGAGGAGUUUUAUAAGAUGAACAGACAGACUUCUCCUGCGUUGCAGCACAAAGUCUCCAACCGGAUCUCGGACCCGACGCUGCCGCCACGCUCCGAGUCUUUCAGCAGCGGAGGCAUCCAGCAGGCCAGGACUCCGCCCAUGCACCGCUCCGUCGAACCACAGAUGGCACACCUGCUGCAGGUCAAGGGUCAUGGCCUCUCGGGCUCUCAGUCCCUGUAUGACCCUCACGGUGUGUCCUCCUCUUCCUCCUCCUCCACCUCGGCGUUGCCCUCCCCCUCCCGGCCUCCCAUGCCCCGGCAGAACUCAGACCCCACCUCUGACACACCACCUGCCCCGCCCCUGUCCCGCCUGGCACCCCCCCUCGACAAGCUGGACCGCAGCUCAUGGCUGCGGCAGGACGAUGACAUGCCCCCCAAGGUUCCUCAGAGAACGACCUCCAUCUCUCCUGCGUUAGUGAGGAAGAACUCCCCGGGAAAUGGACCUGGCCUCGUUCCUCGGGCCGGAGCUCACCUCAUACGAGCCAGCAACCCCGACCUGCGGAGGAUCGACGUUUCCAUGGAUAUGCCCCUAAAGAGGACGAGCAGUGGCAGCUCGUCCAGCUCCAGCACGCCCAGCUCCCAGGGAGGAUCCAACGAGCGUGGUCAUUCAGCCAAUCAGACUGAAGGCUCCACACUUUCAUCACAUGACACCAAAGACGACGGCAGAGAGGUGACACGACCAAGUCGACCUGCAAGCUAUAAGAAAGCUGUAGAUGAGGAUCUCACAGCUUUGGCCAAAGAGCUGCGGGAGUUGCGUCAGGGGGAGGAGUCAAGCCGCCCGCCCGUCAAAGUCACCGACUACUCGUCGUCCAGUGAGGAUUCUCACAGCAGCGAGGAUGAGGAGGGAGAGGGUGGAGCCAACGAUGGCACGGUGGCCGUCAGCGACAUACCGCGCAUCAUGCCUGCAGCGAGUCAAAGUGCGAGCGAGUCGCUGAGCGCAGUGGGUGGUGGCCACAGCGACGGCAGCCACAGCGACGCGUAUGGAAACAGCUCACAGGAUGGAACGCUGAUGAUGCGUGAGAGACGGAGGCGGAGCUCGGUCGCCAGCGCCGCCUUCUUCGGCCUUGCCGGUCUCUUCUCUGCCAACACCAAUCUGCCAGAUUUGGUGCAGCAAAGCCCCUCCCCCCUCGUCUCCCCCGGCAAUGCCUCUGGGCUCCAAUACGGGAUGGGAAGUGGCAGCGGCUCCAAGGCGUCCUUCACACCGUUUGUUGACCCACGCGUCUACGGGACGUCACCAACCGAUGACGACAAAGACUCCGCCUCAGCGCUGUUCGCCGACGAGCUGCAGAAGCAGGAGCAGGAGCUGGAGCAGGCGCGACUCAACGAAGCCAGAAAGAUCUCCGUGGUCAACGUCAACCCGACCAACAUCAGGCCGCACAGCGACACGCCUGAGAUCCGCAAAUACAAGAAGCGCUUCAACUCUGAGAUCCUGUGUGCAGCACUGUGGGGCGUGAACCUGCUGGUGGGGACAGAGAACGGUCUGAUGCUGCUCGAUCGAAGUGGUCAGGGAAAAGUUUACAACCUGAUCAACCGACGGCGCUUCCAACAGAUGGACGUCCUGGAGGGACUCAACGUCCUGGUCACCAUCUCAGGGAAGAAGAACAAGCUGCGUGUUUAUUACCUGUCGUGGCUCAGGAACAGGAUCUUACACAACGACCCUGAGGUGGAGAAGAAACAGGGCUGGAUCACAGUGGGAGAACUGGAGGGCUGUGUUCACUACAAAGUUGUGAAGUACGAGAGGAUCAAGUUCCUGGUGAUCGCUUUGAAGAACUCGGUGGAGAUCUAUGCCUGGGCACCCAAACCUUACCACAAGUUCAUGGCCUUCAAGUCGUUCACAGAGCUGCAGCACCGCCCACUGCUGGUCGACCUGACCGUGGAGGAAGGACAGAGGUUAAAGGUCAUCUACGGCUCCAGCGUGGGCUUCCACGUCAUCGAUGUGGACUCUGGAAACCCCUACGACAUCUACAUACCCUCACAUAUUCAGGGUCAGGUGACCCCGCACGCCAUCGUGGUUCUGCCCAAGACGGACGGCAUGGAGAUGCUGCUGUGCUACGAGGACGAGGGCGUCUACGUCAACACCUACGGACGCAUCACCAAAGACGUGGUGCUGCAGUGGGGCGAGAUGCCCACCUCCGUCGCCUACAUCCACUCCAACCAGAUCAUGGGCUGGGGAGAGAAGGCCAUUGAGAUCCGCUCCGUGGAGACGGGACACCUCGACGGAGUUUUCAUGCACAAGCGAGCUCAGCGACUGAAGUUCCUGUCAGAGAGGAACGACAAGGUCUUCUUCGCCUCAGUUCGCUCUGGCGGCAGCAGCCAAGUCUUCUUCAUGACCCUGAACAGAAGCUCUAUGAUGAACUGGUAACCUUUGACCUCCUCUUCUAUGCUGAGAACAUCGCCCACCAUCAGGAGAGAGGGAAGUGUGUGUGUGUGUGUGUGUGUGUGAGUCUGUGGGUGAGUCUAUGUGUGUGUUGAGGAUAUACGAUGACCUGCUGGACCCCACACCUGUAGGGGGCGCCACAGCCUCACUCUCUCUCUCUCUCUCUCUGCGGACUGUUGGACCACAGUGACUUUUGUUCCCAAGGACGUUAAAGGACAUGGACGCCGCGCCCAUGUCGCCUUUGACUUUCCCAUUGGAUUGAAUAGAGGAGUUAUUUUGUGUAGCACAUGAGUGAUUAUCUCACAGGGUUUCCCGACGUCCUCUGCCACACGGUGUCGUCUUAGUGAGUACGAACUUUGGUAUUUGUUAACGUAGCAUAAGUGACGUCGACAUCAACGCAACGCGGCGGACGUGAAUUCCACAUGAUGUCCACGCUGAGGUGUUUUCCUGUCUGGCCUUGUGUGUGUGGACACGCUAGCUUCAUCGUUUCCACCACAACGAGACGUGACAGCGAGCCAAGUUCACAAUCGUCCAAAGCCGUUUUUUUGUAAUAGUGUGUUCCAGUGGUGCAGGGAGGUUGUAACAUAGCAGAAUCUUUAAAUUUGAACCCAUAUUUAAAACAGGCUACAUCCACACUAAUGAUAGUGAGUUACAACAAUGAGUGUUUUCAGUAUAAUUAAAGUUAAGUUUUCGGAUUUUUCAGCGUCUUACAUGUGAAUACUUUCUGAUUUCUUUGCUCCAUUUAAACAAAGAAAUCAUUCAAACGUUUGUGACAUUGGAAGUGUCAUCAUUUCCAGGUUUGACAAACAAUGAUCAAUAUUUUCCGACUUUUUUAGGGAGCAAACGAUGAAUGGAGAAAAUAAUCAACGAUGAAAGUAAUUGUGUACGUUCUUCAGAAGUGAAACUGAAAGUUUAGCUUUUUGUUGUCACAUCGUAGUCAUUGAGAAACAAUCGGUGAUGUGAUAAUUGUGUUAUUGUUUACCUUUAAGUUUUCAAACACAAACAGAGCCAGCAGCAUUUUAUAUUUCUUGUUAUUUUUUUGUCUCCGGAGCAGAAUUUAGUGUGAACGUAGAGAAACCUGUGAUAUCAAACAGCUGUGAUGCCGCUCCCGGUUGCGACUUCCGAGGGCAACUGGAACACGCUAUGACUUUUGUAGCAAAAAAAAAAAGAAAGACAAGUACAUAAAUAAAUAAAUAAAUAAAUUGACGUCCGAGGCGUCAGAAAUCUGUGGCUAAUGUGUUUUCCGUUACCCGAAAAACAGCGGUUUCCUGGCGUGUUUUUCAGAUUGUAGAUAUUGUUAUUAUCGCUGCGAGAGACACACAAUCACAAAAUCACACAUCACAUCAAAUUGCACACGAGGAGUAGACGGUCGAUUAAAAAAAAAUGUGGACGUAGUCUUCUGGUUUCUGUGGCGUGGAAGGAACUAUUUACUUUGACUGGCCACCAGGGGGCAACACCUGGUAUUGUCCGAUAGCAACCCGAUUGCCAAGUGACGUCUCAUUGUCGACAUUGACGCUGGUUAAAUCACAAAAUCUGUAGGCUUGACCUGAGCGGCCAGUCACCAACACUUUUUUUGAUGAAUUCCAUUUGUAGUCGGAACUCGGAAUUUCCAACUUGGAAACUCUGAGCAACUUUACCAAAACCUCUCCACAGUAGAAACACUGCUAAUUUUACCGCGAGUAGCACCUUUGUCGUUUUUGUUUCUCAGUGAAUCAGUCGCAAAUGUGCACAAAAAAAUACCACAUUGAGCGUUUUUUGUCAGCUGGUAUUAUCGGUAACAGCUAGCUCGACAUACUUCUGUGAUUUCUUGUCUUGAAUACGAGGUUGUCAUCACUCCUGAACACCUGAAAAAGAAAACACCUGCUGCUGCCACCUUGUGGAAAUAGAUGCAAUACAUGUUAGGAAAUACACUUUUUUUUGUCUUUGUAAUAUCAUAUUUCACGUUUUACGUGAUUGACAGGUGGUGUUGUCCAAUAGGAGCCCGGUUCCAGGUGACAUCUGUGAAUUUUUGGGGGGUUUGUUUUGCGACCAGAAGACGACGUCCAUUUCUUACAUACAGUCUAUGUUUUUCACUGCCUCCUGUUUGUUUUCUGCACAUUUUUACUGUUCACCACACUCGUGUAAAUACUCACGUAAAUGUUAACGUAAGGACAAAAAGUCUCAGAACAUGAGAAGGAAGGUUUUUGUACGAAUGACGACGUUCUCUGUUGUUCAUCACGUUCUGUUGAAGUGAACACUGGCAGGUCCUGGGAUGAUGAGAGAUAAACUUUUUGGAACUUCUCUUCACAUCUGGACUUUAAUCUGGUACACUGGAUCACGUCACAUUUUUCCAUUCCACUUUUCUAUAUUGUCCUUUUUUUCUCCGUUUGCUCAUUUCUUCUUGAAAAGGAUUGCGACAAGUGUAAGCGACGCGGUGGCGUCGAGUGCGGCCGAAGCCUUUUACAUGUGUGGGAUGUUAUUUGACACCCUGUGAAUAAAGGUGAGGAGGGGGCGGGGUCAGUUUGAGAGGUCAUAGACGACAAAUUAAGAUAUAAAUAUAUAUAAAGAGAAAGAGAUACUGUAAGAAUUUUCUUUCUGAUGAUAUCUUACUGAUCAUUUUAGAGGCAGACGGGGAAAAAAAUUAUGUUCACUUAUUAUUGUUAUUAUUAUUAUUAUUAAAGCUUAGUUGUCUUUCUACAGAAUAGAGAACAUAGCUAUAAGAAUUUCUUACAAAAAAAGAAUACAAUGUUUUUAUUGUGGUAUUAUUUGUAUUUGUAUUUCAAUUUUUGUACGUAUCAAGACUGUGAACGUGUAUGCUUGAGUGUGUGUGUGUGCGCGUGAGUGUGUAGGCGAGCAGGUGUGUGUGUGGCAUGCAUGUGUGUGUAUGUUUUCACCUCGUCUGAAUCACCUGAAUCAGUCAGAAGACAACCUCAAGUCUGGUGACACACAUCUGUGAUGUUGGAAAUUGUACAAUAAAUGUCCUCUCCUUGUACAGCA
Messenger RNA from Solea senegalensis (Senegalese sole), 7468 nucleotides. It is a transcript of the gene tnikb, whose product is annotated as TRAF2 and NCK interacting kinase b. Lineage: Eukaryota; Metazoa; Chordata; Actinopteri; Pleuronectiformes; Soleidae. Gene Ontology annotation, biological process: protein phosphorylation. The transcript has 34 exons. The record is from RefSeq and is a predicted model, not a curated record. The coding region runs from base 101 to 4477 and encodes 1458 amino acids. Gene Ontology annotation, molecular function: ATP binding; protein kinase activity.